AUGUCUUCCCGCCAGGUCACCUUUGCUGCUGCCCAGCUGGGCCCGAUCCAACGAAGCGACUCACGCGAGAGCGUUCUGUCGCGCAUGACAUCUCUGCUAGACGAGGCCGUAUCGCAAAGUCCACCAGCCCAAGUGGUUGUUUUCCCCGAGCUGGCCUUCACGACCUUCUUCCCGCGCUACUUCUUCCCGGACGAGCAAGAGCUGCACAGCUACUUCGAGCCCGAAUCAUCCAGCAGCCCGAUCGAUCAGUCUCCAAACGUGAAGCCGCUCUUCGACCAUGCCAAGAAGCUUGGGGUCGAUGUCUACGUGGGAUAUGCAGAGGCUUGGAAGGACGGCGAAACAAGAGAAUUCUACAACUCGGCCGUUUACUACUCUGGACGAUCAGGCACGGUGCUGGCCAAGUACCGCAAGGUCCACCUCCCGGGAGUCGUCGAGCCGUUUCCUGAACCCGGCGCAACGCAGCAGCUGGAAAAACGAUACUUCAAGAACGGCGACGGCUUCCAGGCAUUCCGGGUCCCGGGACUAGUGCGAGACGCUCUGAAGGCGACACCGAACGCACCCCCGGCACCCGACGGCCAGGGCGACUCCAUCUUCGGCAUGCUCAUCUGCAACGACCGCCGGUGGCCAGAGGCAUGGCGUGCGUACGGUCUCCAGGGCGCAGAGGUCGUUUUAUGCGGAUACAACACGACAGCCUAUGCGCCCCAGCUUCUUGGAAGCGACCUGUAUGAAUCAAAGCCACUCAGUCGGGAAGAAGCGGAAAAAGAAGUCCUGUUCCACAAUCGACUCAGUCUGACGGCGAACAGCUACAUGAAUGCAUAUUUCAGCGUCAACGUGGCCAAGGCCGGCGAAGAGGACGGCCAUCCACUUAUUGCGGGGACGUGCAUUGUCGACCCCAAGGGAUAUGUGGUCGCCGAGGCCCGCACCAAGGGGGACGAGAUUGUGAGCGCGACGCUGGAUCUCAGAAAAUGCCGAGCUGGCAAGACCAAGACAUUUGACUUAGGCCGUCAUCGGCGAUUAGACGCAUACGGACUGUUGCUGGAGAGAGCCGGCGUGGAAGAGCCACCCUUGUUGUCGUGA
Molecule: messenger RNA, 1077 nt
Organism: Aspergillus nidulans FGSC A4
Lineage: Eukaryota; Fungi; Ascomycota; Eurotiomycetes; Eurotiales; Aspergillaceae
Product: N-carbamoyl-D-amino-acid hydrolase
Exons: 1
Coding region: 1-1077 (358 amino acids)
Molecular function (GO): hydrolase activity
Source: RefSeq, a predicted model, not a curated record